AUGCGACCUUCACAAGGCUUUAUUACCACUUCAGGGCAGGGAUCGGGUGUUUGCGCAGUACAGUCCGAGAACCCAUCUGCCAGCCAAUCUGCGGGCAAUGCGAAUAUGACAGCCAAUCAGACGACUGGCCUCGAGUAUGCGAUGGCAGGAUUAUUGACGAAUUUGACCCAGGCGAAGUCAACAAUCACAUCCAGACAAGCUACUGGGCUGGACUCUUCCUUAACUCACCUUGCUACUGAUCCAAACGCCCCGGAUUCUCGAACAACUGCCAACCAUCUCACUGGCUUGGAGUCCUCCAUGGCUGGCCUUUGUACUGGCCCUCUACCUGUACCGCCUCAGGGACUGGCUACUUAUCCAGUGAAUUGCACGCCACCGUUUGUUUUAACAUGUAUGCACGACGCUCCAGCAGGCCAAUCUGCUUCCUGGCGACCGUUCACACCCGCUUUGCGAAUUUCCGCACAACAAACGGAUAUUGCAAAUAUGCGCGUGGUCCUAGAAGCGUCCGGGCCAUUCGACUAUCUGGGGUGGCUUCGUUGCCCCGACUCAGAAAAUGAAGUUUUGUUGCGUACGGGCGGAUACAACUGCAAUCGUAUGAUGAACGAAGACUCCUUCAUCUACUUCUACGGGAACGUCUUCUUCAAGAGGAAAAUUGGAGAAGAAAUCAAUCCUGUCACAAAUGCGACCUUCAAGGAAGAGGUGAUCACAUCUGACGACAUCAGCUUGCUCACAAAAUCUUGUCAAUGGCUGAUUAACAACCGCAACGCAGCUUGGUUCGAUUGGUCCAACCUCGCCAAUGACGACGACAUCGCGAGUUGGAUGUACCAAAUUGUACACCUCGAGCAGGCGUCGCUGGUUCAAAACGUCCGGAUUCACGAUCGCAGAAAGAAGAUACGGUCAACACCAGCCCGAGAUACGAUAGCAACAUAUCGGCAAUACGGUCAACAUCAGGUCGAUAUACAACACGAUGUCUCUUUUAUGAGUCCACGGCACAGAGGGGAAAAGGUUGGAUAUACCAAAAGCAUGCGGCAUGCGAGGACUACAAUAAAGGAGAUUAUUGGAGAUCGAUUCGAGGGUUGCGGGCGUGUGCUGUCAAGGAGAAAGGAGAAGGACGUGGGGAGACAAGUGGACAACAAGUUGUCUUUGUCGCGAGAGGCGCGUACUGUUUCACUAUUGUCUCGCUUCCUUGUCACGAGACGCUGUUUUUCAAUCUCGCAUUGCGAGGUGCACAAAGGGCUACUGAAAGCAGGAUUCUUCAAGCACGCGCAUGUAGGCUGA
Messenger RNA from Plenodomus lingam JN3, 1275 nucleotides. RefSeq lists its product as uncharacterized. NCBI's taxonomy places the organism in Eukaryota, Fungi, Ascomycota, Dothideomycetes, Pleosporales, Leptosphaeriaceae. The record is from RefSeq and is a predicted model, not a curated record.